Messenger RNA from Habropoda laboriosa, 1955 nucleotides. It is a transcript of the gene Atu, whose product is annotated as another transcription unit protein. Gene Ontology annotation, biological process: positive regulation of transcription elongation by RNA polymerase II; transcription elongation by RNA polymerase II. The transcript has 7 exons. Bases 63 to 1955 code for a protein of 630 amino acids. Lineage: Eukaryota; Metazoa; Arthropoda; Insecta; Hymenoptera; Apidae. Gene Ontology annotation, cellular component: Cdc73/Paf1 complex; nucleus. Gene Ontology annotation, molecular function: RNA polymerase II C-terminal domain phosphoserine binding. The record is from RefSeq and is a predicted model, not a curated record.
CUUCGAAAACAUGUUUUAGAGAAUGUAUUUUUAAAUAACAUUUCUUUAAACAUAAAAAAAACAUGUCACCAACGAAAGAAAAUUUACGGGAUUCCAAUUGGGAUUCAGGUUCAGAAUCAGAUAAUAAUCAGUCAGGAUCUUCUAGAUCAAGCCACAGUGGUACACCUAACUCUAAUGCUGCAAAUUCAACACAUGAUAGAAAUUCUGAUGAAGUUGAUGCUCGUUCAAUAGGUUCAAAUGUUAGUGAAAGAUCUUCCAGAUCCAGUAGUCCAUCUGCAGGAGAAAAAAUAGAUUCUAGACAAAAUUCCAAAAGUCCAUCUCCAGUUAGAUCAGAUUCUAGGCACUCAAGUGUAGGAUCUAUGCAUAGUGAGAAAUCUGGCUCUCAAAGAUCCAAAAGUGGUAGUCCAAAAUCAGUUGCAUCAAAUAAUAGUGACUCACAAAGGUCUAGAUCAUGUUCUCCACAAGAGAGGACAUCAGAAAGUCCAAAAUCUACAGAAAUGGUACAUUCUCCUGAUUUUUCAAGAAAUGAACCAGCAGAAUCUGAACAAAAACCAGAGAGUUCUGAAGAAAAUAAAGAGGAUAAUGAAUCUGAAAAAUCUUUGAAGACAAGGGACAGUACAAAAUCAAAUGAUACUGAUGGAGAAGCAAGCCCAGCUCAAAAAGAAGGUAAUAGUGGUUCUGCUUCUGAAGCAGAAGAUGGAGUGAAAAGAGCAAAACCAAUCAUAGAUUCUGAUUCAGAAAGUGAAACAGCAGAGAAAGAAGCCUCCCUAGCUCCAACAGCAGAUGCCCUUUUUGGAGAUGCUAGUGAUAUUAGUACAGAUGAUGAAAAAGAUAAGGAAAAUGAAAAGAAAGAAAAGAGUCGUAGCAGGAGUAGAAGUAGAAGCAGAAGUAGAAGCAGAAGCAAAAGCAGGAGUAAGAGUAGAAGUAGAAGUAGAAGCCAAGACAGAUCUGAUAGUGGUGGUGAAGGUCCGAGUCAAGCAGUUAUUGAAGAUGAUGUAGAUAAAGAAAAAGAAGAAGAACCAGAACCUCCACCAGAGACAAGAAUUGAUGUAGAAAUUCCAAAAAUCACCACAGAUUUGGGCCGUGAAAUACAUUUUGUAAAACUUCCCAAUUUUCUUUCAGUAGAAACGCGGCCAUUCGAUACAGAAACAUAUGAAGAUGAAAUUGACGAGGAAGAAACUUUAGAUGAAGAAGGUCGAGCUAGGCUAAAGUUGAAGGUUGAAAACACUCUUCGUUGGAGGGAAAUCUUUGAUGAUCAGGGUAAGGUUGUCAAAGAAAGCAAUGCCAGAUUCGUAAAAUGGUCUGAUGGCAGCAUGUCUUUACACCUGGGCUCUGAAAUUUUUGACGUAUAUAAGCAGCCACUGCAGGGUGAUCACAAUCACCUUUAUAUCCGCCAAGGCACCGGUCUCCAAGGCCAAGCGGUGUUUAGAACUAAGUUAACAUUCCGUCCACAUUCUACAGAAUCCUUCACUCAUAGAAAAAUGACAAUGUCUUUGGCAGAUAGAUCACAGAAAACUUCUGGUAUAAAAGUUUUGUCACAAGUAGGAACCAAUCCAGAUCAAAACAGAUAUGAGAUGAUCAAAAAAGAAGAGGAGAAAUUGCGUAUGGCAAUGCGAGUUCAAAGCAAAACAAAGAAGAGUUCUGCAGGUAGAGGAACAACUGGAAGACCUGUGGGUGGAUAUGGUGGUGAUACUUACCACGAUGACGGUUCAGAUGAUGAAGGUGCAAUUUCUCUUGCAGCAAUAAAAAAUAAAUAUAAAAAAGGAAUGAAUAUUCCUGUUAAAGCAUCAAAUAUAUAUUCAUCUGAUGAAGAAGGUUCAGACUUUGAAACCUUAAGACCAAAGAAGAAUAUUAAAGGAAAAGUUCUUAAGGAUUCAGAUGAGGAAUCAAAUUCCGGAAGUGCUUCGGAAAGCGGCAGAGAAGAUGACAAUCAGGGCGAUAACGCUAGUGACUGA